AGUUUAGACUUUAGUACAUUAUGUUUCAAUGUCGAGGGUGAUGUGGGUAAGCAUAGUCUUGUGAGCAUAGAAGAAGCAAUAUGAACUGCAACAUGGCGGACUUGAGUGUUAAAUGCGCGAAAAUUUUACUGAUAACACUUAAUUUAUUAUGCAUUUUUUUGGCACUUAUGACAUUUGUGUUUGCCGUGGUCGAUACGAGGAUCCUAACGCAGUACGGUGCAGAGCAAGCCAGCGGUUCGUUUAUAGGAGAUGUAGUUGUCAGCGUGGCCAGUGUGCUGGUGAUGACAGUUGCUGUACUCGGAAUCAUUGGCGUCGUAAAGAGCAGCAUCAAAAUUAUCUACUUGUACGUUGGAUUCCUCAUGCUCUUGACGGUCUUGGAAGUUUUAAUAGGAAUUUACGUGUCGAUUCAACGUUAUGGUCUUCAAUUCCGGGUCGGUGAAUGGAUACGCGAGGAAUUCUAUAGAAACGUCACUGGCGCAAGCAAGGAGGCCCAUCGGAAACUCUGGGAAAGAAUCCAGAUCAACUAUCAAUGUUGCGGACUGAAUGGGCCCCAGGAUUACACAGCAAUGGACCAACCCAUCAGCCUGUCGUGUUGCUACCAAGCUUACCAAGCUACUACUCUCGAAGCGGAGCAGAAGAUGUACAAAACUUGCAUUGAAACUUCAAGCUAUUUCCGCGAGGGCUGCGAAGAUGAAAUCCUCGGAAUCUUAGCGGCUGAUGCUGAUUAUCUUCUUGGAGUGGCCGUAAUCAGUUUUUGGUUUGAGGCGGUGGGCAUGCUUCUGGCUAUGUGGGUCGCGAAUCAACUGAAGAAUAGCGUUCGCGUUUAUAAGCACACAGUUAAAUAUUAAAAAUAAAUUUUGAGUUAAUAAAAAAUUUAA
This is a messenger RNA of Bombyx mandarina (wild silkworm), 878 nucleotides long. RefSeq names its product 23 kDa integral membrane protein. The record is from RefSeq and is a predicted model, not a curated record. Gene Ontology annotation, cellular component: membrane. Lineage: Eukaryota; Metazoa; Arthropoda; Insecta; Lepidoptera; Bombycidae.